AUGCAGUACGACUUUACGUGGCUCGUGAUGCGGUUGACGCCGGCCGAGAAGCGUGCCACGUUGGCCAGCGAGCUGGCUUACUUCUUCCCGCCGCAGCAGGCCCUCUCCUUCCUUUUCUUCUCUGCUGAGCGCGAGAAGCCGCGUCUGCGAUCCACGGCGCCUUCGGUGGUGUUUGCGUCUUCGUGGCUGCGUAUUCGAUGCCGACCGAUGUUGCAGCAUGCCCUGCGGUCGAUGCUGACCGAUCGCUCCUGGCUUCAGCACAACUCCUACGACACCUCGCUGAGCGACGUGCGACAAUCGCGCCAAAGUGGGCUCAAUCUGAGGAAGGUUUGCGCCACAUUCUUCGACGCCGUGUUCAAGUCAGCGGACCGCUAUCCACUAUGCUGUGCGACCGCUCAACGAGUGCGACUGACGGCCAACAUUGAAUUGGGUCCACCGGUCGGCGACAGGGAGUGCCGGUUGUACUUGCGGAACGUGCUCAGCAGGACGGGGCAGUACUACUGCAAGAAGCGAGAGAAAAAGGAGCGGAAGCAAGAAGCAAAGCGCGAGAGGGAAGUCCAGCGCGCGGAGAAGAUACGAUUGUACUCUGCACAGGCCGCUGCCAAGAAGCUCAACGGCUCGAGCAGCGGCGGAGCUAUGGGCGACGGCUCAGGGAUCUACUACUGCGGCACUGCCGGUGAGGAGCUCAUAGGGGUGGUGCUCAGCGAUGAGGACGAGCGAGAGGCGUCACUCAAUGCUUCCGUCGGUGAUGCGUGCGUGGACGCCAGCAAGGACGACGACGACGAAGAUGAAGAAGAGAAGUCCGACAACCGGGAGGAGGACAAGGUCCACAACAUGCUGCCCAUCAUCUCGCAUCUCGGAUUCAAGCGGGUGUGGAACGCCUUCACGACGCCCGAGGAUUUCGAGCUGCUGCCUUACGGAUCGCUUGAUGGCUCUGCACACGACAAGCUGCGAUGCAUCUUCUCCGCCAUGGAGACGCUGGUGGGACAGUUUUACGCAGCCUCACCGGAGUACCCGGCGUGGGCAGACAAGGAGUGGGUGGACAGCUUGAAGCAGGACUACACCAAAUACCUGCUCACCAUAUCGAGCGCCGGACACAACGAGUUGGACAAUGUGGAAAGCUUGCUGCAGAAGCGUACGGAUCGACUCUUCGAGGCGGGGCGAGCGAUGGAACAGCUCGACAAGUACAUCUUCUCCUGUCUCAUGAAUAAGCAGCUACACAUCAAACUACGCGGUCCACGCAAGUUCAAGUGCAUGCGCAAGCGGUUGUGGGACCUCUAUGGCGGCGUGCAGGCGAGCAUCAAAGUGCUGAGCAUGCAGUGUCCAUCGAAGCUGCGACCUUUCAAGGCCGACUUUGUGGAGCUGAAGACAGCACCACACUGCAUAUCCAUGGUCGGUCAAGACACCGUUCUCUUCACCGAUGAGAAGGAAGUAACAGGUCUGGAAUGGAAGAAUCGCAUGUACCCUCUGCACGGUGACGUCAAGCAUCUCAUCUUCACCUUCCUCUUCAUGCGCAAGGAGGAAGGCACUCCUGUUCUCAAGGCCAAGGCGCAUUUCCGGCUCGAGAGGCGGCGCAUACUCAAAGAGAAGCGGGAGACGCUGGAGGUGAGCCUUCAGCUGCUGUGCGAAGACAGGGACGAGCUGCGCGACAAGAAGCUCGGUGGCAUGCUCAGGAACAUGUUGAGCGGCGGGUUCCAGCGGCCGCGGCGGCUCACCGACCAGGAACGCGUGGGCGAACUGCGGGUCGAGCUCCACUACGACCGCAAGUUCGUGGGCCGACGGGAGCGCUGCUGGGGCACCGACGACAACGCCCCCAACCCCGACGAGGAGUCUGAACAGCCUGUGCCCCACGGUAUCUUCCCACCCUUUGUCAUCCUAUAA
Molecule: messenger RNA, 1881 nt
Organism: Acanthamoeba castellanii str. Neff
Lineage: Eukaryota; Discosea; Longamoebia; Acanthamoebidae
Exons: 10
Coding region: 1-1881 (626 amino acids)
Source: RefSeq, a predicted model, not a curated record